Scatophagus argus is the source of this 408-nucleotide messenger RNA. RefSeq names its product connector enhancer of kinase suppressor of ras 2-like. The transcript is spliced from 2 exons. The record is from RefSeq and is a predicted model, not a curated record. Bases 60 to 314 code for a protein of 84 amino acids. NCBI's taxonomy places the organism in Eukaryota, Metazoa, Chordata, Actinopteri, Scatophagidae.
AAAGAAAUUCUUGAGUUCAGUUUGACAUAAAAUCUUUACUGACAAUUGCUUGUCCAUCCAUGCCAGGUCAAGGACGGGACUUUAGGAUGCAGGCGGACUCUUUGGGAGAUUUGUACCGGGCUCUGGAGCAGACCAGUCUGUCCACCUCAGCUGACCACAGAUCAGCCAGCCGUCUGGAGUACAAGCGCUCAUUUGUCCGCCGAGUCAACGACCCCUUGCUCAAUGACAAGCUUCAUCGCCUCCGAAUCCUCCAUGGCUCACUUAAGAAUGUCCCUCUUCAAGACACAAACCGGUCAUUGGGUUUUUUAGGGUGAGGAUCAGCGUGUUUGGUUAAACCUCAAACGUAUCUCCUCUGCCUGUGCCUCACACAGCUGACAUCCUUCUGCUGGAGAUAAACAGCGCCAAAAA